Messenger RNA from Biomphalaria glabrata, 10347 nucleotides. RefSeq lists its product as uncharacterized. NCBI's taxonomy places the organism in Eukaryota, Metazoa, Mollusca, Gastropoda, Planorbidae. The record is from RefSeq and is a predicted model, not a curated record. The transcript has 33 exons. The coding region runs from base 1025 to 4612 and encodes 1195 amino acids.
GCCUUAAGUUAACCAGUAAGUUUGAGUAAGCUUCGGGCAGGAGGGGCUCAUUAGCCAUGGCUGGCUACCCACCUAGGAGAAGGAAAACGCUGAAUUCAAACCUCUGUUUGGCGACCCUAAGGCAGUUUGCAGCACCCAGUGCCAUACUCUGGCAGAACCUGCGACACCGCUGACCCCAAACUGUAUCGGCACUGCUGUUCCUUUGGAUACAUCAGCUGCAUGGAGAGGGGGGAACUGAUGUGUGGGCGACAUCAUUCCGACCACAGCUAAUGCCCAGGCAUUCAUCUCACCGAGAUGAUCCAUAGUCGCUUCGCCACUGAAGGAGGCCAUAGAAUUUAUAUUUAUUUAAUAAAUUAUAGAUCAACAUAGACUGAUUCAGUAAUUGGGUUGAACUUCACUUCGCUUGAUACAGUUACAAUGUUAUGAUAGAAACUGUCUAGUUCUAGAAAUAGGCAAUAGGCUGCAAAUAUUCAACUAGUCUAUACAAUAGACCCUCGUAGAUCUAGAAAUAAUCUGGAUAUAGAUCUAAAUAAUAUAAAUAUAAUAAUUUUCUAGAUCUAGUUCUAAAAGAAUCAUUCAAUCACUUAUAAUCUAUUCAACUAGAUUUAAUUAAGGGUAAUUAUAAUAAUGAAUAAUAAUAUUUUUUAUGACACUAUGCCUAUGAGUCAAUUAUGUCGAUAUAUAUAAUAUAGAAUAAAAUAUAUAGAUUUUAGAUUAUUUUAGAUCUAGUCUAGAUUUGCCCUGUGAGUGUGAGUGUGACUGUGACUAUUGUGAGUGUGACUCAGUUACUGACUCGGUUAAUACUCCAGUAAAUAGAUUAGAUUCUAGUAGCUCUAUGUACAGACAGUGUAUAGAGUUUAGAUCUAGAUCUAGAUUUUUUUUUUUUUAUGCAUCACUUUCUUAAAAUGGCUUCAUUUCUCUACUUGAAAUAUGAGCAACAAUGUAGGUAGCUUUACCAUCAACUUUUCAUCUUGUCUCUUGGUUCAUAGCAGCCAAUUAUUUGUAAGGAGCAUCAUAAUUAAUAAUGUCGGAUAGUGAGAACAUGUCUGCUACACAGCCUGAGAGAGAAGGGCUUGUCUUUCACAUUGAUGCUGACAAAUUAGAGCCUCAAACAGCUGCUGUAGUGGGAUCUAUCAAAAAGCUUGCAGAAAGUUUGCUGUUUCAUUGGAAGACAUUUCCAAUCGUCCUUCCUGACUCUAUUACACAGAGACGAGUGGAGGAAGCAUCUGUAGAUAAUGGGGAUAAUUUGGGUGUUGUCCAGUUCAAAGACUUGUUUAUUGCGCCAAGUUUUGAUGAGCUGGAAGAUGUGGCCACUGAUGAAAAUGGCAAGUUGAAAAAGCUGAAAGAUGAACAGCUAAAUAUGAUCAGAAAGACUGCAGAAUUUGAAGUGCCUAGUCAUAACUUUCAAGGUCAGACACACAGGUGGAGACUAAGUAGAUUAAUUCAAAAAGGUUCAGAGAAAACCAGGAACUCCUUACUAGGGGAUUUGUCCCGGUCCUUAUCUUUACUGAUCAUAACAGCUCGCAAUAGAUUCUGCUCAGAUUUUUUCAGUAUGAAAGAAGCAGCCCGUGGAUGGGGAAAUGGAUUUUGGAAUCUUUUAGAUAUACUAAUUGGCAUGCCAUCUACAACACCCGGAGACAUAUGUCAGAAACUACAUGAAGAACGUAUGCGAUAUUUAGUAGCUGAACUUGAUAUUAAGCCAAACUUGAAGAGGGAACUCAAUGUCUACUGUGAUUAUAUAAAGUCUCAGUGUAGUUUGUCAGCAGCCAACAAAAGCAAGACCAGUGAAUUACAUCCUCCACCCAUCCCUUAUCGUUACCAGACACCAAAAGGUCAAGAUAUUGACUUGAGACUUUUCAACAGAGACUUAAUGAACAACAGCUUGGGGAUAUUGUCCAACAUUCUAGACAGACAAGCAAAAGGCUGGCACAUUCAGAUGAGGAUCAAACUGAUACGACAUUAUCAUGAUCAAGGCUUAACAAAGGAAGAAAUAUCUCAGAAAGUGACAGAGGACAUCAUGGAUCACUAUUUGAACAAGGUGUUUAGUUCCAUUACAACUAACGCUGAACUGGAUGUCCUGCAACCUGGACUGGGUGCCCUGCUUGUAAAUCAAGCCAGAUCUAUCCUAGUCAUGAUGAAAGCUCAGAAAAAUGUACAGCAGAAGUUAGAAAUGCACAAGGAAAAGUUAAUGAAGCAUUUACAGGACACUUACCCAAUCAAAUCUCGUAUUGACACAUGGGUGAAGGAACAGAUUCGAGCCUUUGAGAGAGAGUUUGUGCGUCAGAACCUGUGGACAGCUCAUGAGGAAGCCAUUAGUUUGUGUGAAGAGGAAGGGCUGGAGCAGACUGUUUACUUCCUCAAAAGAGAUCUCAAUUUUAUUAAAGAGCGAGAGGCUGUGUUGAAAAAAGAACUGGAACGAGUGAAGAUCCCAACCAGAGAGUAUAAUUUUUACACAAACAUUUGGUUUCCUCAAAACUGGAUUGUUCGUCAGUCUCCCUUUGGUGGUAGAGCUGAGAUCAUUCCAACUGUUAUUAGGUCAACAGAACCUUUGCAUACAAAUUCACUGGACUUGAACACACGCUUCACUGUUCAAAAGCAAAUUAGCAGAGUUACCAGCACCCGUUAUCCAUUCUGGAGAUGGUGGAAUUUCUUACAUCGCUCCUGGUCAUUCACCUGGAACCUUAUUUAUUUAUUUGGUGUCAUUAUCCCAUGGUGUAGUCCUUUUGGUUUAAGAGCCUUGAUUUGGCCUACAGCCUUUGUGCCAGAUCUUGAACAAUCAAGAUUCGAUGGGUCCUUGUACCCAAGAAUGUCUUCCAAAACUCACACACUGUUGUCACGUCUUAGAGCUCUUUGGUCUAAUGUGAAGGUGUCUCGAGAUAAUUUUGAAGCUGCACCUGACAGAAGUUUUCUGGGUAAGAGUAUGACUCGACAUUUCAACAGACUGUGGAAUUAUGUAUUGAAAGGUGCUUUCGGAAGUGUCAUUAUUGUUUCAAUAUUUCCUAUUAUAUGCAUCACUGUGUCAGCUCUUUCCUUAACUGCAUCUUUUCUGGCACCAGUUUGGGUUCCAUGUGGAAUACUUUUGGGUCAUGCAUUCUGUUUCCUGAUAUGGGACAUAGAUAAUCCAAGGUCAGAAAAAAACAAAAUUAGCAUCUUGAUGGAGGCUCUGGUGUGGAACUUUCUGCUUCAAGGUUGUCUGCAGCCCAUAUCUGCAGUCUUAGUGGGUGCUGUUGUAUGCCCAGCCGCUUCAUUUUUAAUCUUUUUAGUUGGCAUUGUUCGAUUUUGUUUGAGGAACUUUUGGGACACUGCCAUGUUUCAUGUCAUCAUCAAAACUAGAGGGCGUGUCCCAGGAAGUGAUGGCUUUGUAGCCAGGAGAAUAGCAGGGCCUGGACUUGCUUCCAAUUAUUUCUUCCAGAUUCGACCUGAACAAGCUCUAGCUGCAGUGGAAGCUAAGAUAGAAUAUGAUGAGCUGGAGGCUUGGAAGAAACAGAUGGUCUCUGUACUGGAGCAGCCCAAAGAAGCUUACAGAAAUUUUGUUGAGCAGUGCUUCAAACCAUUCUCUGCUGCACUGAGUGACCAAGGAGUCUAUCACAAACUGUGUAAAGAACUCAAUUCCUUCCUUGCUGAACUCAACAGUAAAGUCUCUGACCGAGAAGGAAAGCUGAACACAGGACUUAAUUCAGAACUACAGCGUAGAAUUAAACUUCCUGAGUCUGAUCUUAAGCUAACCUUAGCCUACACUGCCAAGCUGCUGGAAGAAUUCUACCCUGAUCAUGUGAUAGCUCGCUCUGGCGUCAGUGAGGAACAGUUCUGGGAGAAACUAGAUCUGGAGUUUAGGGACUGGAGAGGCUUUGCUGCUGCCAAACUGAAAGAGAUUUUUGCAGCUUCUUUCUUGGUGCCUUUAGAAGAGACAGACAAUUAUUUUCAUUUAAAGGUCAAUCACAUGAACAUCAAGCGCUAUGCUGAGAUGUUGUCCUCUGCUAACUUUCAUGAUGACCUGGACAUGGUAGUAGAACUGCACACACCUGAAGGGGAAAUAACUGGUCAGCCACCUUACCUUGAAGUUGGUUUCUUCGAUCCAAGCCAGAAGCACCAUGUCAACACUCUACAAUCUUUGAGUAUAAAAGGCCGUAGAUGUAGGGGAGGUCAUGGAGACAAUCUGACAGAAUUUGACAAACUAGAAAUGGCUCUCCCCAUCCCACACCCUGCUUACAUUGCCAUUGCCAUUUACAACAGAGAAAAUGACUCAGAGCCCAUUGACCUCAAUGACAUCAACUGUCACAGAAUAGUCCGUGCCACCAAAGAUGUCCCAUACAUAGACUUGAAUGAGCUGAGCAGCAUCGAUCCGUCCAACACUGAGCUCAGCACUCCUGACAACGCCACUUGCAAGUCUGUGACCAUCACUUCCCAUCUAGCCAUCCAGGAGAGGUCCUUCUCUGAUGAAGCUGUCUGCAAGCUGUCUCCCCAGGCUCAAACACCAAAAUCUGAGGAUGGUGCGGCUCCUUUCCCUGAGUCAGAUGCAGCACGGGAGAAAACAGCUAAGACAGUAUACUAUGAAGUGGAAAAGGACACUAGCUGUGUCUUAAAUGUUUCAGACGACCAAAAUGACCUUUAACAAUAGACUAGUUAAUAGGUUAAUACCAACGUUUCUAUUUUUUUGUUUCCCUGAGAUUCUCGAGCUGUGUUCAUUCAUAGAAUGGUUCACAUUUUAAUAUAAAAGCUGACUUAAAGUUUUCAACUCACAAUUUGGUAUAAAUCAUUUUGAUUCAAAACAUUCUAAAAUUGUGAAGAUCUAUUGUAUUUUUUUAAAGUCUUAAUGGUUUUUGUAUCAUUAUUGGUUUAGACCCAUUGUUUUAAUUUGAAGUGCAAUUUGAUUGUAAUGUAUGUUAAAUGUGAAUGUUUCAUUCUAAAUGUGAUCUGGUUGACCUUGAUCUUGUUGCAAAUACACUCCCUAUAUCUUAUUAGAUAUUUUUUGUUUUGUUCCAUUAUUGUGUGCCUGCCUACUUGCUGAAGGUUGUGAUCUUUUCAAAAUAUGACUCAAACUUUGUUCCAAGCUCUUGUAAGAAUUUUUUUUUUUAGUUUUUAUUUUUUUGUUUAUUUUUAUAUAUUGGAAGAGCAGUCCAUUUUUUAUUUUGCUACAUGUGUCAACAAUAUUGCCUUCUAGAUGGGAGAGUUUUGAUGUAACUUAGUUACAUGAGAGCAAAUAAUGUAAAUAUUUUAGAAUCAAAAUAUUUCUGAGUUGGUUUGUAUUUCUACUACAAAUUUACUGUUUAUGUUUUUUUCUUUUAAUAUCAACAUAUUUUGUUUGAUUUGUUAAAACUAUUUCUUGUUGUGUAACUAAAGAUAUUACUUUUGCUAGUAGUAUAUACUUCUACUCAUACAUUUUGUUUCCUUUUAUUUGAUCAUACUUUUUAAUAUGCUUAUAAAGAGGACUGGUUCAUUCUAUUGGUAUUUCAGGUUGAAAACUAUAUAUUCAUCUCUUUGAAAAAAAUUGCCCAUAGUCUAGUCUGCAACAUAGUCAUUUACUGAAAGAAUACUAUUUACACAGGUACAUUGUACAUUUUCAUAUACAGGUAUUGAGUGUAUGUGAAGGCUUAGAGUAAUGAUGUUUUUUUCUAAUUUUAUAGCCUAUGGUGUAAACGAUUCACAGCAAAAACUUUUAUUUUUGUUUAAUUGUUUAAAAACAAAAACUCCCACACCCUAACAAGAUGUAGUACUGUACAGAAUGAUACUAAGAAUAUUUAUUUGUUAACACAUCAUUCGAUAUAAAUACUGUCAACAUAAUGCUCACUUACUUCCCAGGAAGGUUUUACAUUUCAUGAAUUAAUGUUGAUGAAACUUCUAUUAAGAUAUUUAUCAGUUGAGCAAGUGCUUUGACCUCUUGCUCUGUGAUCUUGUUAGAGUUUGGAGCACUGAUCAUUCCUGUAUUCAGUGGGUGGAAAAAAUGAUGCUAUCAAAGCAAAAAUGUAAUGACCAAGCACUUUGAUGGGAGGGCUGUUUCCCUACUUCUGAUAAAAGUAAAAGUUUCGCAGAGUUCAAUAAGAAACUUCAAAUUGUUCUAUCCUGGGUGUUAGACAUCAGGAAAACUAAUAUUUAAUUUAAAGGUCAUAUCCCUAGUGUUUAUAGUACAUUUGGUGUGAGCGUGCAAGAAAUAAAUGGCUUAGAAGAGAGUGCAUGAAAUCAGUAUUUUUAUUUUUUAUACUUGAAAUAUAAAAUCAGACAUUGAUUAAAAAAUUUAUGUUUUAUGCAAACAAAAGUAGAGAUAGUACUACACCUACCAUUCUAGUUGGUGCUUGCAUUCAAAUAAGUUAUCUUUACACCACAGUUCAAUUUUUAUGUAGAUUUAUCUCCAUGUCCAACCUUUUGAACUCUUCUAAAAAUUUACAACCAAACAUUGUGGUCCAUGUAAUUUUGUGAAUACAACCUUUGACCUUUGUACAUUUCUAUUUGUUUGAUGACAAAGAUUGUGUCUCUAUAUGUGCAGACUUUCUAUAAAUUUUUCCUAUACAUCUAUUUGCUAUAGUCAUUAUUUUAAAUUGUUUUAAUUUUGUUUAAUUUUAUUUAUAAGUCAUUCUAAUCAUCAGCUUAAUCAAUAUAUCUAUUUAUGAACAUUUUAUUUGUGGAAGCCCCUCUCCCUCCCACCGAAAAGUUUGUAUUUAUGGCUGUAUGUGGUUGGCAAGCUUUACUAAUAAUCAAAGAAGCUAAAAUUGUACAUAUUUGUGUGAAAGACAAUUUUUAUCUCAUCUAAUAACAUUUCUUCCUAGUUUUUUUCAAUUUCUGUCCAGACAGUCCUUCCCUGUGUCAGUAUAGUUUGCAGACACAAAAAUGAAAAAUGAAGUUGUUAUUUUUGCAUUUGGAUUGUUUUUUUUAAAUUAUCAUUUUAUUAUUCUCUUUUGUUUUCACUUCUAAAUCUCCUGGUUACUUGUAGCACUAGAGUUCUUUAGUAAUUAAGACAAGCACAAUAGCAACAAAAAACAUUAGCCAAAAGCUUAACAUCAACUUGUUUUCCUUGUAAUGUUAAAACUUGGAAAAUGCUCCCCUCUCAUACAAAUGAAUUGGUGUAAUUUUGUUCUUCAGUUAUUCCUGAAUGUGAAUUCCAUGUUGAUGACCGUUCAUUUUCUAUGAGCAUUUAAAAAAUUUGGCUAUCACUUGUAUUCAAUUUGACUAUGAAUAAUAGAAAUAAAUGUGUUUUUUGUAUAUUCAGUUGACAACUGAGCAUAUCCGCUGUAACAAAGAAUAAAAUCUACUUUUGGCAAAUACCUUGAGACACAAAAUAUCUCUUUUAAUAGAAAAGUUUAUGAUAGAAAUUAAUGUUUGUUUAAUAUAAAAGUUACAAUAAUAUUUUAUGAAUAAAAAAAAAAAUAGCAAUAAAAUGACUGUACAUAUUUUCAUAUACUAUCACUUUUUUUUUUAAUAAAAAAAAUGUAUUUAUUUUUUUAUCUUCUUUGUAUACAAGUCUCCCACACAAAAAUGAACAACUAAUUCUUACUUCAAAUAUAAUCUAACUGGAUUCUUUCAUUGAAGGUCUUGUUAACUUUCCUCUUCACAACCAGCACCUAGGCUGCAAGGGUUGUUACCCAUGACAUUAGACUGCUAUCUUGCUGUGUCAUUAACAAGCACUCAUAUCUGUUUCAUUAAUAACUAUGCUCUGGAGAAGGAAAUAAAAUUCUUUCACUUUUUUUUUCAGUGCACACUACACUAUCAUGUGACACCAGCCUUUGUUUUUAAUGCAAUCAGUAUUUCUUUUGUGUUUAUUUGUAUUAAAAUUUUGUUUGGAUGUGGCCCAUUGAUUUGUUUUCUUAGCAUAAAUUGUAUAAUAGUUAGUUUCUACUUGCAAAUUAAUAACAAUAUACUUGAAGGCUAAAAUGCAUACAAAUAGUUUAAGACCCAAGUGUAUUAUCUGGUUAGGCAAUGUUAACUUCUAAUUAAGAAUGCUAUUAUAAUGUCAGCAUAGAGGAAUAUCUAUUAGUAGAGAUGCUACUUAAGUUGUAUAUUUGUCAGCUAAUUACCAUUGUAGAUACUUAGAAAUUGUAGACAUACUUACAUAUAAUAUUUUAAGGUGGAAACACAACUCACACUUGUAACAGGUUUUCUAAUAUAAUUUUUUUUAUUUUUGCAAUGCACUAAAAUUGCACCUGAUGUUUUAGUCUCCUUGUUUGUUAUUCUGUAUAUUUGAUAUUCAUUUUGAUAUAAAUUUAUUGUUUGUGUUAUAUACUUGGGUUUUUUUUUUCUUUAUAGACACUAGUUUUAUUGUACAUUUUGUUUUAAAAGGAAGAAAGUACUGCAUUUCUUUAUAAUGAUAUACUAAUAUACUGCAUUGCACUGUUUGGUUACUUCUUGUAUGCCUUACACACAAUGCAUAGCUUACUUCAUUUUUUUCUUUAGCUUUAGCUCAGCCUACAGAUUGUCUGCAUUAAUACCAAGUACACAUUUAAUUUAGAUUUUGUAAUUUCACAUUAAGGCUUUAUGUUGAUAUUGCUUAGCUAUGAGGAUAUUUAGUUGAGUUGUUUUUUUAGUUUAUUUUUUCUUACUUACUGGGAGUUUUUGUUUUAAAAGGAAGAAACAAGUAAUUAUUUAUGUUAAUUUCCACCUCUAUGUUACUAUAGCUUAUAUAUAUUUUUAUAUUAUUCAAAUUAAAUUUUGAUACAAAUAGGCCUACUAUAUUGAUACAAAUUAAAAAAAAAACAACUGAAAACUUUGAAAAAAAUAUUGAAAUCCUGCCUACCAUUAUCUCUUCCCCUCUUGAGUAAUUGAGCAUAAUAAUGUUCUUUUAGAAGUGACAUCUUCCAUAAACAAGAUUUUUUUUUAUAAAUUUUGCAUUCAAAAGAUUUAAAUUGUUAAAUUAAUGAUUAUCAAAAAUAAUAAUUAUUAUAGCAUGUAAAAUAUAAUUUAAACAAUGCAAAAAUGUUUUGUAACUUUUAAUUGUGGUUACAUUUUGUAGAAAUGGAAAUAUGAAUAUUUAAAUAUUAAUUUUAUUAAUGAUUUCAAAUUGUCAUUUAUACAGACUCAUUCAACAAGCAGCUGUCUACAACUGUGCUUCAAUGAGCAAUUCUGCAUGAAUUAGUGCUUAAUAUAGUUAUUGCAUGCAAACUGGGAUAACUCUUAGCAUUCAGCCUUGCUUUGAACUAUUGUUUUUUUUAAAUUUAUUUUGAAUAAUUUUUUAUUUGAUUUUUUGUGCAUGUAUCAGGCACAAAUAAAAUAAUAUGUAUAAUAGCUGUAAUAUGUAGAAUAUAAAACUUGGACUGUAUGAAUGUAAGAGAUGAGUUCAACACCAAAACAAAUUGAAUGCAACUUGGUAUUUGAUUCAUUGAUAGUUGUGGAGUUAGCUAUUCACCUUAUAUCUUUAGGAUUAGACUAUUCCUACAAAAAAUGUGUUGUUUUGUUUUCUUUUUAACUAUUUUACAGUUGUUUGAUUUGUCUUGCUUUAAAACUUUGUUAUAAUUGUUAAUUAAUUUUAUUAUUUACAGAUGUUAGUUAUAAUUUUAAAUUUAAGUUUUGUUUUUCUAUCAAAUGUAAGAAAUUGCAUUUUUUUUUUUUUUUUUUUUUUUGAGAAUAUAUACAAUGUUUGUCUUAUAAAUGUGCACGUUUUCAAACUAAUUUCUAGUGUUAUACCCUUUUAAAUUUAUCAGCCUUUCUGAUAGUUUGACCAUUGCUUUCUUUCCAGUUUUGCUAUGAAACACAAAAGAUUGAUGAAUGUUUGAAACUUGUGUAAAUAGAUUAGGUAAUUGAAUUGGUCAAGUUAUACAGUUUUAUGACCAAAUCUUAUUCAUUUUUGAUGUACACAUAUGAUAUUAAGCACAUUGUUAUGAAGGGUAGAUUUUAUCAGCUCAGCUCACAUAAUGUCGGAUUCCAAAAUUAUUUUUUUGCUCAGACAAUUUACAAAUUUAAUUUAAGAGUACUUUAAAAAAUUAUUUGAAUUAAGAACUUCAUGGUUGUUGUUUUUUUAAUGAUCUAUUGUAAUCAUAGAUAUUAGUUUGAUUGGUUUGUUUUUGAAACAGUUGUUAUUCAGUUUCAAUUUCAACAUUUUGAUGUAUAGAUGAAAUAUAGAUUUAAAACUUAAUGUUCAGAAUAUUAUGUCAAAAACUUCAAGAUGAAAUUGACAUUUUGGUAUCAAAACAAAUGCUUAUCAUGUGAGCUUUUCAUGGAAGAUGUUUUUUUGUGUUGUUUUUUUCUCCAAAAUUACUUAAUAAAGUGAAAAAUAAAAUAAAAAGCAAUGGCCAUUAGUAAAAAUAUUCUGGGUGAUCUAUUAGUUUUGUUUUAUAAGUUUGUAGUUUUAAAUCUCCACUGCUGUUUUUGUGUGCUUUGAGUAUUUUUUGUACCUUUGAAUCUAAUAAAACUUUGUCACAACUA